AUUCAAUUUGAUAACAUUUUUACUUUCUGUCUUUUUCUUUCGCUAUAUCAACGUACUACCUGCGUCAGAAAGUAGCACAGUUCAAGAUGAACCUCGACGUUCCAUCCGGUCGUCGGAAAACUAUCAAAUUUAGAACAAGAAAUUUUUCUAUUGAGGAUGAUAAAUAUUGGAUACAACCGUCACGAUGCACUUCCGUAGAUAUGUCGUCAAGGGAAAUUAUUAAUAAGCUGAACGAAAUGGAACAAGAAGAGAAGCUGUUCAUAACAUAUGAUGUCAUUGAACGUAAUCCAAAGUUUGCAACGGUCGGUGGAUCAAUCUUUGAAUUCAUCAACAACACGAUGCAACCUAUUCUUAAAUGUCAUCUAUCGCAAGUUAAAGACACAAACAUGUUGCACUUAAUCGCGUCUUCCUUCUUCAAAAGGAGCGAUCUUCACGAGAUUUGGGCUAAAUGCGAGUAUCCGAUUUUUGCUGGGUUACUAGUGGUGUACGUCAGUGAAAAAAUGAGGAAAUUGUUUUCGGGACAACACGAGCCGGUCAUUGCCGAAGCAUUUGAAAAGAUUCAAAAUUCGUUUGACGAUGAAUGCACUGCACUUCUAGAUCAAUGUUUUCAUACAAGUGAACGAGACACUAGAGCUGUAUUGGAUACAAAUUAUCAUUUAUUUAUCCAUACAGAUGGAUGCCCUUCAGUUGAAGAGGAUAUGGAAGUGAUGGCAUUAGCGUCGGCGGCGAAGGCAAAAAACUUCCUAUCUCAUCCAGCAUGCCAACGAGAAAUUGACUUUCGAUGGCAGCCUGGUUUCAAAUUAGGACAAAUGGCAUUCUUCUUAUUUUUCUUUUUUCCGCCGUUGUUUUUCUUACGCGGAAAGCAGAGAAUCAAGAAACGAGAAAUCAAAACAAUGAUGUUGAAAAUGGAUCAUUCUGGGAAUAUGACUUCUAUUACUUAUAGUAAUUUUCUUAUUCGAGUCUACAAUUUCUAUACAUCUCCAAAUGCAAAAUAUGUUAUUCACACUCUUUUUCGGUUAAUAUACGUGAUAUUCUAUGCAUACGUUUUGAUGACAAUGACACGAAAAACAAUGGUUAUGAAUGAAUUAGACGAGUUUUUGGAUGAAAUGGCUAUUAUAGUUUGGCAGUGUGCAUAUCUAACUGAAAUGGCUGUAUUGGUUUAUCAAAGAGGUUUCUAUAAUUGGGCUGAACGAAAUACAGCUGAUCUUUACCGUAACUAUUUGGUUGCAAUGACAAUGAUAGCCUGGUCUGUAGCUGUAAUUGCUCCUCCAACAUGGCCUAUUCGAGCUUUUGCAAUCAUUUCUGCCGACUUAUUCUUUUAUUUUUCUUUCGUUUUUGCAACUCUCCGACUCAUGAAAAUUGCAAAUGUCGAUGCAUUUUUUGGUUCAAUUGUCCUUAUGAUCAAGAAAAUGAUUCCAAUAAUGGUCAAAUUUAUGUUUGUGUUUAUGGUAUUUUGGUUCACCUAUGCAGUUUGUCAUAUCAGUUUGGCGGGGCAUUUGAAGAGUACUCCAAAUAUAACCGAUGUCGUUUGGCCUUGGCUGAUUUUCAGUAGUGGUGCAUUUGAAAUUUUUGGAGAAGCUGAUGAGGAGGAUAAACUAGGGACUGUCAGUAAAUGCUCGUCAGCACCUCUGAACUGGGACGUCAUUACUGAUUCUUCGGUACAAUGCUGGUUCAAAACAAGUAUGAUACCUGUAUUCUUAUUCUGUUACAUGUUGGUCUCAAGUGUACUCCUUGUGAAUUUGGUUACCGCACUCUUAUCGAAAAAGUAUGAAGAUAUUGACAAAGUUUCACAUAUUUACUGGAAAUAUAAACUGUAUAGUCGGUUGAUUGAGUAUGAAGAAAAAUUAUGGAUUCCUGCACCACUCUCGUUGCUCUUUUACAUUCUCAAAACUUUUUGCUUUUUUCUAUCAAAAAUUCCAAUCAUUGGAGUUAUACCCAAUUACUUUAUGAAAAUUUUACACAUUUUCGAAGGGAAAGUAUAUGCAAAAGAAAGGAGGAAAAAUCGAAAAUAUGAAGCAGUAAUGAAUGGAUUAAUAUCUAACCCGAAUCGAUGGGAUGGUCCUACAGAAGAUGAGAAAAAGUCAGUGGAAUUAGUCAGAGAGCAAAUGAGCAUUUUGGAAGCUGACCGUAAAAGGAAACGCCUCGAGACGGACCUCAUUCGAACUAGAUUUGAGGAGAUUAUGUCUGAAAUUGAAAACACGAACCGGUUCAGAAGAAUACGAUCUCAAACAACGUUCUAGCAAUUUCGCGUGGAAUUUAUUAUUUUAAACGAAACAUUCAAAACGUGGAAUAAUAUUGCACAACUUGAAAGUUUAUGGAACAUUAUUUCAAAUAAAGAUGUAUAUUAAAAACUAUC
Molecule: messenger RNA, 2356 nt
Organism: Caenorhabditis elegans
Lineage: Eukaryota; Metazoa; Nematoda; Chromadorea; Rhabditida; Rhabditidae
Gene: F13B12.3
Product: Ion transport domain-containing protein
Exons: 16
Coding region: 87-2240 (717 amino acids)
Source: RefSeq, marked reviewed